This is a messenger RNA of Penicillium waksmanii, 1365 nucleotides long. RefSeq names its product Histidine phosphatase superfamily clade-2. Lineage: Eukaryota; Fungi; Ascomycota; Eurotiomycetes; Eurotiales; Aspergillaceae. Gene Ontology annotation, biological process: dephosphorylation. The transcript is spliced from 2 exons. The coding region runs from base 1 to 1365 and encodes 454 amino acids. The record is from RefSeq and is a predicted model, not a curated record. Gene Ontology annotation, molecular function: phosphatase activity.
AUGCGUGCCUCUCUCCAGUCCGGCCUGCUGUUCGCCUCGCUCUCCGCGCCAUUCGUGGAUGCCGAGCGAGUGCUAGGUGCAUACAUCUACUCGCGCCAUGGUGAUCGUACCCCCAAGGUUUUCGGUAACACCGCAUUGACCGUCCUCGGCUACCGUGAGGUCUUCAAUUCCGGUUCCUACUACAAUGGCCGGUACAUUGCCGAAGACGACUCGGCCUUUCACAUCCAGGGUAUCAGCAACUCCACCGUUCAGGCUAAGCAGAUCAGUGUCACCGCACCAGAUGAUUCGGUGCUGCAGAACUCGGCCACUGGCUUUAUGCAGGGUGUCUACCCUCCCACCAGCCAGAACGUUGACACCCUGAGCAAUAAGACCAAGCAAGAGGCCCCGCUAGGUGGCUAUCAAAUCGUCACUGUCGGCACUACCGAUACCAACGUCGACAGUGAGAGUUCCACUUGGUUGCAGGGCUCGAGUGGCUGCUCCAAGGCCACUGUCAGCAGCAGCUCCUACUAUACUUCCAAGGAAUACUUCGACUUGGAGGCCUCCACCAAGGACUUCUACCAGUCGCUUGCCCCCGUACUUAAGGGUGCCUUCGCCGAGAAGGACAUGACCUUCAAGAAUGCCUACACCAUCUUCGAUUACUUGAACGUUGGCCGCAUUCACAACGAGACCAAGCCCAACGUGACUGAUGCUCAGUGGAUUCAGCUGCAGUCCCUGGCCAACAACCAGCAGUUCAACCUUGCCUACAACUCCUCCGAGACCGAUGGCGUCCGUGCCAUCGACGGCAAGGUUCUCGCUGGCGAGAUUCUUUCCAGCCUGAACGAUACCGUUACUGGCGACGGCAAGUUCAAGCUGGGCGUCCAGUUUGGCUCGUACGGCACUUUCUUCUCUUUCUUCGGCAUCAUGCAAAUGCCUGCUGCGUCCGUCGACUUUACUGGCGUGGUUGAUUAUGCCUCGACCUUUGCCAUCGAGCUGGUGACCGACGAGGCUGGCCCCGAUUUCCCUUCUUCGGACAAGAUCAACGAAAAUGAGAAGGUCAUCUCUUGGUCCAAAUUCGUCUCCAAGACCAAGGAGGUCGCCGUCACCACGGACACCGAGUGGUGCGAUGUCUGCGGUAACACCGACGGCAAGUGCGCUACUUCCGACAGCACUGACUCAACCUCCGCCAGCUCCAGCAGCUCCGGCGGUUCAAGCGGUGGUGUCUCUCGCCCUGUUGCCGGUGUCAUUGGUGCUAUGGUCACUUUGGCCGUGAUCCUGGGUCUGGGUGCUCUGUUCUUCCUGGUUGGCGGAUUCACCGUUGCUAAGCGUCGUAGGGGUGGUCCCGAGAUGAGCAACGCUACUACCGUGACUGGUGACAAGAAGGCGUAA